This is a messenger RNA of Ilex paraguariensis (yerba mate), 399 nucleotides long. The record is from the annotation of a GenBank genome assembly. NCBI's taxonomy places the organism in Eukaryota, Viridiplantae, Streptophyta, Magnoliopsida, Aquifoliales, Aquifoliaceae.
AUGAUGCAAAGUAUAAUGACCAAGAAGUAUAGGCCAAAAGUUGAUACCAGUGAAAAAAUGAAGAGGAAGGAGAGCUGUAAUGUGGGAGGUCCCUCGAAGAAGAAGAAAUGUAGUCAUUCUCUCUCCGUUGAUCCGUCCUCAAUAGUUAAUCCCACCUCCACCAAUCCAGUUGAUCCCUCAUUCAAUACAUCAAGUUCACCCAACCCCAAUCCCAAUCCAGCAAGUUCAUCCAACCCCAAUCCAACAAGUUCAUCCAAUGAAGACAUAUCUUUCUUCAAUGAUGAUUGCAAACAUCGGUAUGAUAAUUGUUUUUAUAAUAGACCUUUGUUAUUGGAGAGGGGUGUUGUACUGGAUGAAUUAAAAGAUGCAGGAUUAGAUGUUAUUUUUGCUCUUCAUUGA